UUGUAUGGGAUGUGAGAUACGCAGUUAUCAAGUCACAUGUUUUUCUUUCUGAAAGCUCCACCUUUCGUUGUCCGUUGGAAUUCUUCGAAUCAAUGGCAUCUUUAAAUGCACCCAAAACAAACCAGACAUCUACGGAAACGACGCUUCGUUCUCCUAUAAAAUUAGAUUUCGAUAAUUUGAAAAUUCCCAGCCCAAUUGUUACAAGACGCACCAGAACGAACUCAACAUCGGCAAGGGCUGGAGAAAAACAGGAGUCGGGAAAAGUGAAAAUGUUUUGCAGAUCUAAGGGUCAUGGCUUCAUUACGCCCAAUGACGGUGGAGAAGAUAUUUUUGUACAUAUUUCAGAUGUUGAAGGGGAAUUUGUGCCACUGCCAGGGGAUGAGGUUCAGUACCGGCUAUGCCCCAUUCCUCCAAAGUUUGAAAAAUUUCAAGCAGUACAUGUUCAUAUUGUUAACUUGACACCUGAAGUUCAUGUGAGGUGGGAUUGUAAUGUUUGUGAAGAUCACAGUGAUCAUAAGUAAUAAUUUAAUCAUGAGUUUUAUCUGUAGAAAAUGAACAACUUGUAAUGGUACUAGAGAUGUGUUUUGUUUGCCUCAAUUUUAUGGCCACUAAUUACACCAGAUAGUUUGCUGUAUUACUUCAAAAAAAUUUCCAGAGAUUUGUGGAUUGUCUACUUACUGUUUUCAAAUACAAGUGUUAGUAUGUGGGGAUGAGAAUAAGAUGAUGAUCAGAAUUAAAUAUCCAUAUUUUGCUGGAUUUCUGAUAUAAUAAAUACACAAAUAUUAUGCAGUGAUAUGUCAAUGUUUAUAUUGGUGCUCAUAUUGUGUUGAUUUUUACUAGAGGUUUCGUGGGCAGCAUAAAUUUAUUUUAUAAGUGAAUGUCUAAUAUAUCUUAUAAUAGUUCAUUUUACCAGUGCUGUUUAAUACAUAUAUUUGCUCAUUUGUGACAUCAGUGUAAGUUAUUACUCUCUUUUUCGUGGAUAUCUGCAGUGAGAUAUCAGUGUUUGUCAGUUUUGUACUUCAGUGCUUAAGAACUAUUUCCCACAAGACAGCUUGGCAAUGAAGAUUAUAUUUCAAUAAUUCAUUACUAGAAUUAAAGAUUGUGAUACAAGACUAACUGGGUUGUUACUGCUUGUAUCAGUACUAAGUAGCUGAUUAGUCAAAAUUGCCUGAAGUGAGAGGUAUUCCAACUAAAAUGUCAUUUUGUAGUUGUUUUUAUCAAAUACUUACAUAAAAAUAGAAAGUAGCUAAUUUAAUUUAUUUCUUUUGGCAUUUUAGAGCAGUGUAAGAAGUCUGUUAAACAUUACAGAAACGUACAUUGUCGAUUUAUGAACAAAAAUUACAGCUCUACAGAUUUUUUCCUUCUGUUGCUCUAACUGUCUGCCCUUCUUUCGUACCCCUCCUCCCACCAUCUUCUCGUAUCUUCCUCCCCCCCACUUCAUGUCAUGUACAAAAUGACAUACACCCAUGCUUUAGUUUUGAUAGAUACAUAUGCCAAACCUUUUUUAAAAUGAAAUUUUGGUUGCAAGGGACAACAAGAAAUGGUACAUGAUUAACAUAAUUUAUUUUUAUUUUUGAACUCUAUUAGACUUCAUAUAUACUGGUUAUAGUACAUACUGAGAACAGUUCAUACAUAACUGGUUACAGUUAACUGUAACCAGUUUUGUGGUGCAAGUGGCUUAGCAGUGUUAUUAAAGAUUUGUCAUUGUGUAAUAUUAAUUGAUCACAGCUGCUCGUGUAAUGUGCAGUGCCACUUGUUGCUUACAUUAAAAUCAAUUACUUCUUCAUAGUACCUUUACAUUCUGUAACAGUUUGAAAAUGCGCAGAUAAAUGUCCUUUUUUGCUGCAUGUAAGUGCUUGUUUGUGACUUUCAGAUAAGUAGAAAAAUUUUGCUUACUGUCUUGUGGAGUGCAAGUAUGUUUCAGCUUCAGGAAGCUGGGCAAUGAAUUGUGGCAUUCAUAAUUGGAUACAGAACUGUGUUAAAUUCAACAUUAAUAUCUUUAAUACAAAAUUAAUCUAGGAACACUCAUGUGAAGGCAGCAAUUGUUUGCUAAGUUUUCUGGUGUUCUGCCACCUCUUCAGUUCUCUCUAAACCCCCCCCCCCCCCCUCCAAACCCCCUGCCCUGCUUAGAGGGGAGUCAGAUGUGCUGUGAAGGUCGAUCUACUGUGCAUAAAGAUGUAACCAGGAGGCUUACUUUUAUAGAAAGAAAUUCUUUCUCUCUAUUAAAUUACAAACAUGAAGUUUUUCCAUAAUCUUCUUUCUUCACCCUGGUGCUUAUCCUGUCUAAUACAGUGUCUGCUUUUUCCAUGGUUUGGUAAGUUUUAUUUUACUAUGUAACUUUGUGGUUGGGUGACCUUCCUGACGCAAGCUGUCGGGUAACGUAACAGAGGGAAUUUCUGUGUGCCAUCUGUCUGUCUGUAUAAAAUCUGUUGUGUGUGUCGUCUUCUAACUGUUUGUAUAUUAUAUACUUUCCGGCAGAAUUUUGGGACCAGCCCAGCAUUUGCCAAAAUGGAUGUGGGGAACUGUCUAAAAACCACACUCGGGCUGUACCAGCCCAAGAUCAUCAAUCCACUGUGCAAGCUAGCAUGUUGUGUGUUACACUAUACAAGAAGUGUUAAUGCAUUCAUCAUAAAAAACUUCAAAGUUCUUAGUUUACAUGCUAUGUCAGUUUUUGUGUAUUGGAGACUUAUUACCAGGAAUUUUCUUAAUACCUAAAUUUCAUUUCUGCUUGGCCAGCGUAAUUCAUCUGUGAACUGCUCCAAAGUCUACAUCCCAAGAAGCUAUAUCAUAAAGAUUUUCAUCUGAAAAAUUUUAUUCACUGAAUCAGGUUGUACGUGAAUUUUAGUCACUUUGAACCUGGGUAGAAGCUUUUUGUUACAGUAUAGCAAUGUUACUCACUGUAAAGAUUGUGUGUUGAGUUGCAGACAG
Schistocerca cancellata (South American locust) is the source of this 2928-nucleotide messenger RNA. Its product is annotated as cold shock domain-containing protein CG9705. Gene Ontology annotation, molecular function: mRNA 3'-UTR binding. The transcript is spliced from 4 exons. Gene Ontology annotation, cellular component: cytoplasm. Lineage: Eukaryota; Metazoa; Arthropoda; Insecta; Orthoptera; Acrididae. Gene Ontology annotation, biological process: regulation of mRNA stability. The record is from RefSeq and is a predicted model, not a curated record. Bases 93 to 521 code for a protein of 142 amino acids.